Messenger RNA from Cyclopterus lumpus (lumpfish), 603 nucleotides. RefSeq lists its product as uncharacterized. The coding region runs from base 132 to 374 and encodes 80 amino acids. NCBI's taxonomy places the organism in Eukaryota, Metazoa, Chordata, Actinopteri, Perciformes, Cyclopteridae. The transcript is spliced from 5 exons. The record is from RefSeq and is a predicted model, not a curated record.
GAUGCCGUCCACACACGGGACCCACCUGCCUUCAGUAUGGACCUGAGAUGCCCGUUAGUAGCUUCAGCUCUCCUCCUGGGGGCCACAAUCACCGUCUCACUGGCUGACAGAACCUCACAGUGCAAAGUCAAAUGAUUAAAGCCUGGCAGAUCGGGGAAAGCUGUCUGUAUGCAGGAGAGAAGUGCUCGUACGAGCUUGUGUCCACAGCUCCGUACCUGAUCAAAGCCACGCACACGUCUCCGGCAACCAAGCAAGUCAACGACUUCCAGUUUCUUCUCGAGCAGUCCACCGUUUGCAAGAUGACCGGAGAGGCAGCAUCUGAGUUCCAGAAACACAAACUACUGCAGCCUCCAGAACCUGAUCAUCGGAAGUGACCUGUUCAGUGCUGAGGGAUACAACCAGUUCAACAACAAUUGGAUCUGUCCCGGGUUCGAUGCACCUUACUUUACACGGAGUCUGUCACUUCACGUGUGGCAUAAUAAGGCUGCAGAGAAAACUGGUUCCUAACAUAUUAAUCUUUCUGUUGUAUUCAUAUGGACCUCAUUAAGAUAUUUGUUAUAAAUUUAAAACAUAAUUACAAUUGAAAAUGAUUUGAUUCAAAUA